AGGAACUAAAUUCCGAAGAAGCAAAAUUACAAAGGUACGAAAACGAAAACGAAGACGAAGACGAAUGGUGGAAUUGGAAGGUUCCUUCUUCCCUUGACAUUCCUUUCGGACCGGACGUGCACGAAACGAAACGAAUCAUAUCUUCACUUCUCUUCUGCUCUGCUCUCUGUUUAAUCCCAACCGUUUUACUCUGAUCCCUUCUCACAGUCGACCCUAAAAGACUGAACUGCCCUUCUGCUUUCUCCUACUACCUGGGGAUUGAUGACGGCCCUGCACCGGAGAAACCGAUGAAAUUGGGGUUCUGGGUUUCGAAGAGGGGCUGAGUUCCGGAACUGGGUCUGAAGAAUUUCGAGCAUUCGUUCCUGGGUGGCGGAGGAUUUUUGGGUGUGAUUGUGUUGUGUGUCACUAUGUCGGGUGGCACACCAACCGGUGGAUAUAUGAGGCAGAGGCAUAGCCAGGGCUAUGCGUCGAGUGGAGAUGAUCUUGAGGAUGAUGCAUGCUCGAUGAUGCAUAGUCCGUCAGCUUCGAGUCCGAGAGUUUGGUCAAAGAGAGAGAUUGCAGAGAAUUUGAUUUGGCUUGCCUCGGCAGCAGGCAUUGUGUACUUGGGUGAUUCGAAAUCCAACUUGAUAUAUCUCUUGUGGCAUGAUGACCGAAUAAGAAGAUUGCCGUUGUACAUUGGGAUGGUGGGCGUGGUUUUGAAUUUUAUCAUCUUCUGUUACACAAGUAUGUCAGCAUGGAGUGUCGGGCGAUUUGAUGAAAAAUGGGAAUUAGCAAGUAUAUCUGCUCUGCCAUUUGUGACACUACUUGGUGCCAUUUCCUUUUGCCUGUUCUGCUUUGCUCUGUGGCCAAUAUGGGGGGUUUUGACCCUUCCUCUUCUGUUCACGCUGUUUAUGGCAGGCAUGGUUAUAUUUCCAUACAUUAUAAUUGGGAUAUUUAGGAAAAAACAUGAUGCGCUGCGUACUGAUAAUGCCUUCUCAGAUUUUAGUGAGAAACAAUACUGACCUAGAUCAAGAGCUGCUAACUCAACCAUGGAUGAACUGUCACAUCAAUAGUGGAGCGAUUAUUGUCUUUCAAUCAGUCAGGUUUCGAUUUUACACACACAUUCUUUUGAUGAUACACUUGAUAGUACCACAGAGUUCUUUACAAACUGGAGCAGACCGGUUGGGAUGUUGUUUUGGAUGUUGAUGCCAGCGAGCGUUAGUUGUGUAAAAAUGUUAAAUUUUCUGGAUACAAAUGAUGCCUUUGUUUCUGGUAUGAGUCCAUCUUUCACCCUAGGUUCUGGCAUUGAUUUGGCAUUACAAAAUUCAGUUCUUGUUUAUGUUUCUCUUUUAGAUUUCGUUUCUCUUAUAUUUUCUGUUGGUGUUAAUGAGCUAUGGUUUCACCAUAUUUGCACACAUAUUUUCGUCUUGGUUUGAAGACAUUUGUGAUGCUGGUGAGUUUGAGAGUUGCAAAUUCAGCAAAGGUGCCCAGCAUCUUCAAUAGUCUUGUAAUUCCUUCAUAGCAUCUUUCAAGAACAUAUCCUUACCAAGUAAAUUGCAAGGGUUCAUCUUCACCUGUCAAGGAAAAGCUGCGGUAAAAUAAGGUUGGAAGCUUCCAGAGUUGAAAAUGUUAUCUAGAAUUGUUCUAAGGUCCUUGGUUCCUAGUCUUCUUCCAUUUGAUGUUUGCUUCUUCGUUUUCUCUACCGGUUUUCAAGUGUCUAAGCUUAUUCUAUUGCAGUUUUUAAAUCGAUUUCUAUAAUUUGCCAUGUAGUUUGGUUAGGAACACAUUGAUGGCAGCAUAGCAAAGGAAAACUCGAUUUUGGGUUUGCCUUAUUUUCCACUCGGCUUGUGAGCCUGAUAUAAGUGACAAUUUGACAUAAUCCAGCUAAUCAACGUUUUUGGCGAGUACUGAUUUUAGUGCUCUAGUUUCAU
Messenger RNA from Rosa chinensis, 1910 nucleotides. RefSeq lists its product as uncharacterized. Lineage: Eukaryota; Viridiplantae; Streptophyta; Magnoliopsida; Rosales; Rosaceae. The record is from RefSeq and is a predicted model, not a curated record. The transcript has 5 exons. The coding region runs from base 408 to 1001 and encodes 197 amino acids.